GUGGACAACUGUAACAUAACCAGGCGGUUGGUGCAACGAGACUCUGCUGCUACUGCUGCCACUGCUGCUACAAUUGUCGAAAUAUUUUAUGUUAGAGGAACCACCAAAACCAACACGAAGACUUAGACAUUUCCUGUCCGUGCUGUAUCAACCAGAUCCAGUUCUACUUUUCUGAUCCGAAGCUGCUUGUGUGUGAGUAAAGAGGGGGAGCACUGAAAGCAAAACGAGAGACAACAACCAUGAAGAAUCUUGUCCUCUUAUUUACUUUCGUUGUGUGUCUGUGGCUGACUAAAGCACAUGAUAUGACAACAGUUUCACCAGAUAAUGAUGAUCUGAUGUUAGACGUGACACCAGGUGGUGAAGGAGAUGUUGUGACAGAAGGGCCGCCAGGUGAUGACGACGAUGUUGUGACAGGAGAGCCGCCUAUUCCUGAAGACGAAAUUAUGAUAGCCGAGCCGCCAGAUAAUGAAGGGGAUAAUGUGACAGCAGAGGCGCCUGUUUAUGAUGAAGGUUUUGUGACAGCCGAGGAAUAUAAUGUGACAAUGGUGCCUCCAACUGAAGAAGGGUCUGAGGAUGGAGGGGAAAGUCUUGCAACAGUGUUCAAACCAUUCCAAUGGCCUCACGGAUGGUGUUAUUACCGAUGCCCCAAACGUGUAACCUAUAGGCAAUCGUAUUGGUCCACGUGUGGACGAAGAAGGUGCAGAAAAUACAGGAUACGUUACAGAAUGGUUCAGAGUUCAUGUCGCAGAUGUUGCAGAGGAUUUCGGUACGAUCGGAGAACUCGCAGAUGCGUAGAUAUAAACGAAUGCUUACGUCCCGGAAGAGUCUGUAGCCAUAUAUGUAUCAACACACCCGGAUCGUACUUCUGCAUGUGUAGACAUGGUUUCCAAUUAGUUGGGGGACGUUACUGCAAGGAUAUUGAUGAAUGCAAGUGCAACAUGCACUACUGUCCUCCUCCUUACCACUGUUUCAACACAUAUGGAUCCUACAUGUGCCAUUGCCCCCACGGAUUUAAACCCAACGGAAAUUGGUGCUACUGGAUGUCUCGAGGAAAAUCCCGAAACGCAGUGCCAGGAAAACCAAGUGUCAUACCAAAGUUUGAGCAAGUUAAAAAACAACAAUUGAAACCCAUCACCAAAAGCAAACCAUAGAAAUAAACAUCUACAACAUCUACAACAACUACUACUGUCACAAUUACUAUUAUAGUAAUCAUUCGAAAAUAUACUCCUAGGUACACAUAGUCAAAACCCUCUCAAACAUAUCAUCACACCAGGACAUUAUCCUGGGCCACUUCACCAAGUCUUCUCCUUUCCACAUGACCACCUCGCCGGGUCAUCUCCUCUCCUCUCUAGGUCACCUUUACACCGAGUCAUCUCAUCUCUCCAGAUGACCGCCACAUCUGGUCAUGUGACUGCAAUCCCAUCAUGCCCUUGUGUCUCUAGUACAUUACAUCAUUGUUGUGAUAUUCAGUUUUUAUUGCUUCAUUAAUUAAUUAGUUAAUUAAGAGAUUUCAGACAUAAUAAACUUUGUUACUCGUUCGUUUCUCUGUCUGUUAGUCCACGAGUCGCUGAUAGUCCACCUUACAUCAUACAACCAUACAUGCAUACGCACAUAUUCACAUCUGUAUCUGUGAAGUAUUUUUGUACAUUUUCACUCGUUAUGGAUUAAAUAAAAGAUAUUUUAAUGAAGACUAUAA
Messenger RNA from Octopus bimaculoides (California two-spot octopus), 1696 nucleotides. RefSeq lists its product as uncharacterized. Lineage: Eukaryota; Metazoa; Mollusca; Cephalopoda; Octopoda; Octopodidae. Gene Ontology annotation, molecular function: calcium ion binding. The record is from RefSeq and is a predicted model, not a curated record.